Ostrea edulis (European flat oyster) is the source of this 4762-nucleotide messenger RNA. RefSeq names its product cytosolic purine 5'-nucleotidase-like. Gene Ontology annotation, molecular function: 5'-nucleotidase activity. The transcript is spliced from 19 exons. Bases 103 to 1776 code for a protein of 557 amino acids. NCBI's taxonomy places the organism in Eukaryota, Metazoa, Mollusca, Bivalvia, Ostreida, Ostreidae. The record is from RefSeq and is a predicted model, not a curated record.
CGCCACAUUCAGUUGCUUCCGGAACAUACACUCUUCAGUUCGAGGAGGUGUAAUCGGUAGCGAUCCGAUUGUUUCCUCGUUGACUAUUUUAAGUGUCCAACCAUGGAUGAGGAAGAUGCUGUAGUCCAACACAGGCCCCUGAAAAGGAUGUCAACCAUUGCCUAUCGUGGUUACAAGAGGGAGCCCAGUAAAAGGGUGUUUGUCAACAGAAGUCUGAUGCUGGAGAGAGUUAAGUUUUACGGAUUCGACAUGGACUACACACUCGCAAUGUACAAAUCUCCGGAGUAUGAAACCCUUGGAUUUGAUCUCAUCCGGGAUGCCAUCGUCACCAUAGGAUAUCCAGAUGCCAUUAAAGAAUUCAAAUAUGAUCCUACCUUUCCUAUUAGAGGACUGUGGUUUGAUAUGGAAUAUGGAAACAUAAUAAAAGCAGAUCCGUACGGCAACAUCCUAGUAUGUGUCCACGGCUUCAAGUUUCUGAAAAUGCAUGACCUACAUAAGAUCUAUCCAAAUCGAUUUGUUCAGAGGGAUGAGCAGCGGUUUCGAAUCUUCAACACUCUCUACGACCUUCCAAUCAUUUACCUUCUCGCUUGUCUGGUAGAUUUCUUCACCAACCACUCUGACUACACAAAAGUAUGCAAUGCACAAUCAAGUAUGGACAACGGAGUAAGAAGUGGAGACAUUACGAUGACAUGGCACUCCAUCUACCAGGACGUUAUGUCAGCUGUUGGCAUUGUCCAUGAUAAAAAUGGGCCAUUAAAAGGUGAAACUGUGAAGAGCCUGGAGAAAUAUGUCAUAAAAGAUGAGAGGCUGCCUAUCCUCCUGGACAGAAUGAGAGCACAUGGAUCUAAAGUUUUUCUGGCGACAAACAGUGGCUAUCAGUACACGAAUAGAGUGAUGUCCUACAUGUUGAAUGAUGACCAGCGAGACUGGACAUCCUAUUUUGACUACAUUGUUGUGGAUGCCAAAAAGCCUUUAUUCUUCGAAGAAGGAACAAUUUUACGACAAGUCGACAAGGAGACGGGGGCCUUAAAGCUGGGGGCACACACUGGACCGAUUCAAUCAGGACAGAUCUACUCUGGAGGUUCCAUUAGCGUGUUCCACGAACUGAUGAAGAUUUACGACCAGGAAGUGCUAUAUGUGGGAGACCACAUCUUCGGGGACAUCUUGAAGACCAAAAAAGUGCGAGGUUGGCGUACGUUCCUAGUGGUGCCCGAGCUGGCUCAGGAACUUCUGGUCUGGACCAAGAAAAAGACCCUGUUCGAAAAGCUGGAAGACCUAGAUGUGCAGAUUGGUGAACUUUAUAGGCAUCUUGAUAGUGGAUGUGACAAUAAACCAAAUAUAGGCAACAUCAACAGAUUGAUUAAGGAAACAACACAUGAGAUGGACAUGGCAUACGGAAUCUUGGGAAGCGUCUUCCGGAGUGGUUCCAGACACACCUUCUUUGCCAGCCAGAUCCUGAGGUUUGCCGAUUUGUACGCUGCCUCCGUGGAUAAUCUCCUUCAUUAUCCGUUUUACUACGUCUUCAGGGCACCGAAUAUGCUGAUGCCCCAUGAGUCUACAGUGGACCAUGAAGAUAUACUGGAGACCGAAGCUGUUGGUUUGGCACCGCGAACUCGAGAAAUGAGCGAGGAUUCCCAAGAGGAUCGCCGAAAGCGCCUGGAGAGAACUCACAGCAUCAUUCCAAAUUUGUAUGCCCCAACACCUCGCCAGUUCACGCAGAUUUUGGACGACGACAGCCCCGAGAACACCGAGACGGAGUCGUCCAAUGCCAAGUAGAGGUCGCGCUUCAGCGGUGACUCAGAAGUAGCCUAAAGGCAUUAAAUUUUAUAAAUUGUUGUAUUAGUUGUUUUUUUUUUAAAGAAGUAAUAUUUUUUUCUCUAACACCCGGUUAUUGUACAGAUCAAAAACUUAUUGGUAUUCAAAUAUAACUACACAGCACUUUAUAAAUUUUAAGGAAUUUUCAUGGUAUUUUUCAUAGAAAAAAUAAUGUUUUGUUUGGUUGUUGAUUCAGUGAAAGUUAUUUAACUUUGUUUAUUGUUUAAAAUUCUCAUCUACCUCAGUUGGUUACUACAAAAUCAUCUGUCGAACUGCUGCCCCAGAAUUCCACACUUUUUUUCACUUUGUCCUAGAUAUUAACUUUUAUUUAUAUGUAGAUAUAUUUAUAUAUAUAUAUAUAUAUAUACACACACAGGAUUGCUUGAGCGAUUUCUCUGUACCACAAGUUUUUCACUUUUUCCUAGAUACUGACUUUUAUUUAUAUGUAGAUAUAUUUAUAUGUAUAUACAUUGGAUUGCUUGAGCACUCAAUACCACUAUAUAUAUUUAUUCUGCUUGUUUGCCAUUUGACCAAUACCACGUGCACAUAUCUAUUUUUUAUUGUGAUACACAAGUACUUAAAAACUGAGAUUUUCAAUAUAUGUAAAAUUAGUUUAUUUGACAUUGACUGGUGUUCAACCUUUGCAACAUGGUGGUUCAAUUGUUGUUUUCCGUUGGUAGAGCACCUGACUGAAGAUUCAGGGGGCCUGGGUUCGAAUCCAAGUCUGGUCUAUUGCUUUUUCUCCCAUCCUGUUACAUUUGGUGCCGUAGACCAGCCCCUGGAACUGACAGGUGAAAAUACCUGUCAGGGGAUAAAGAUCCUGGGUUGGUGUCUUCAAGUGUGAAAAUAUUUAAGGAAGGAGAAAUGUGGUAGUCAGCCGGGUUCGAUCGCUGGCCACCAGAUAGCUCAGUUGGUAGAGCACCUGACUGGAGAUUCAUGGGGCCUGGGUUCGAAUCCUGGUCUGGUCUGUUGCCUUUGCUCCCUGUCACAGCAUAAAUAUCACAGGAUUGAUCUCCUGUAGCAUGUUGCUAUCCUUGUUUUGAUUAUUUUUACACCAUGAUGAGUUAUAGAAGCCAUUUUUAUGAGUAUUUGUAUAGUUAAUUCUGAAGUUAUCGCUAUACUCAGAUCAUUGCCAUUUUCACUGUACUGCCACAUUUUUAUCAGGAACAUAUUUCCUAAGCGUCCAUGGUAGGGUGAUAAAUUGAUAUUCUACCAAAGGUGUCUAAUGGGAGAAGCAGUUAAAUAGAUAGCGGUGAAAUGCCAUACAGCACCCAGGCUAUUCUAAAGACUUAAAUAGAAGAGAGUUAUUUGAUAAGGAUUAAUUUGUUUUCUGUUCAUAAGAAAUUCUCAAUUUCAGUUACGCAUCCUCACAAAAAUGGAUCAUUUGAAUUUCAGACAAAACAGUUAAAUGGGGGUAUAUCCUUUGGAUUGUGCCAAAUAGGUUUGGAAAUUGCAUUGACUGCUCUGAACGUUAGAAAUAAUGAGGGGUUCACGAAGUAAUGAGACUUUUAUUUACAAGUCUGAAAUUUUAUCAUUUUAAAGACCAUUGAAAGAAAAAAUGAAAUAAUCAAAAUAAGGGUCUACAUAAAUCACAAAGGUGAUGUUUUUUAUUCAGUAGUGUGGAUGUAUUUUGUAAAAUAAAAUAUUUUACGUAAUAUGAUAAUUAAGCAUAUCAAAUGUAUGUUGAGGUGUUCAAUAAAUGAAUGGCAAACAAAUAUUAAAAAUGGACAAGUACACGGGAGGGUUAACCUAUUGAUAUGCUCUCAUUAUACUACUCUCAUUCGUUAUACUGCUACAUUUUCCAAUUUACGAAAGGCGGCGGUUUAUCGAGAAUUAAUUGUACUUCCUAUGGGAAUGUGAUGUUGGACCAAGCUCAUCAUUUCUAUCCAGGCUUGUUACACCUUGGUUUUUCUUCUUUUUUUUUCUUUUUUGUGAUUAUACUAAUUGAUUGUUUGAAAGAUGAACAGUUAUGAAUAUAUUCACAUGUAUAGAGCAAUUUUAAAAUACAGUGUUAUUUAGUUUAUUAAGAGGAGCUUUAUACACAACAAAUACAGAUGUCGGUCACAUGCAGUCGUCUUAUAAAUAUAUCAAAGAAUUGUGCUAUUUAGAAUCUAUUUGCCUAUAAAUAUUGUUAUUCACAUAUUUUUUAUGAGAAUUCCUUUGUAUUUACAGAUGAUAUAAAAAAGAAACUUGGUUACAUGUAUUACAAUAUUUUAUAUAGUAUAGUUUUGCAUUAUUUUCAGAAUUUUUUUAUAUUUAGGAUCUUCCAUUGUUAGUUUUCCUAUUAGCAUUUAUACUAACCACUUGAGGAAUUCGGCAUUUUCUCUUCUGUGAAGGAUCGUGGUGUUGUAACUGUUUUUUGCUGUCUCCCGAUGGAGUCGAUGCUUAGUCUGUCUGUCUGAGUGGACUCCCAAUUCACAAUAACUUUGUCUGUCUGUCUGAGUCGACUCCCAAUUCACAAUAAACCACCCUCCAGUGAGACAGGUUCUAGGAAAGUCUUUGUGUGUGAUACAAUGUAUAUGAUUGCUGCAUAUUAAUUAUGAUUCAUGUACAUAGCAUGAAAUUUACUUUGAAAACUCUAUAUAAGAGUGUUUAUAGAACAUACCAAAGAAGAAAGAGGAAGAAGCCAACAACAAAAAAAUAAGAAGAAGAAAAUGAAGAAGUAUUAUUUUCAAGAAAUAAUGACAAACUGAAUUUUUUGAAUUGAAUUGUGUUAUGAUCUACAAAAUGAUGAAUGCUUGAAUCGAACUUUUGUGGGGUUGAUUUAUUGUCUUUAUUUUUUUUUACAAUAUUAAAAGUAUAUAUUAAAAGGUGCAAUAGAAUAUUUUGACAUUUCAUAUUAUAUAUUUCCACACAAGAAUUCAUUAUGUCUGUUUUACUAAUUACUUUAUAUAUUUCCAAUUUUAAUGUUAAUGAUUCUUAGCAAAUAAAAUGAUUUAUUUCACUA